CCCAAUUAGGACAUAAAAAGGAGAGGUGUCAAAUAUGGGUUUGGUGACUAGAGCUCUGAUCCUGAUCGCCAUGGUUGCAUUUCUCACCUCACUUGCUCAUGCCACUAAUGGCCUAGCCACAUUCUACACCCCAUCCUAUGUUCCAUCAUCAUGCUAUGGUUAUCAUGACCGAGGUGUCAUGAUUGUAGCAGCAAACGCGGGUUUGUUUGCUGGCAAAAGUGCAUGUGGUAGGAGGUAUCGUGUACGCUGCACUGGUGGAACUAAUGCAGGUGUUCCGCAUCCAUGUAAAGGAAGUACGGUGGAUUUGACUGUUGUUGAUCUUUGUCCCGGAUGUGCAAGCAAUCAACUUGACCUUUCCCAAGAGGCAUUUGCAAGGAUUGCCGAUCCUAAUGCCGGGAAAAUUAAGAUUGAAUAUCAUGAGAUAUAAUCUUAUAAAAUGUGGAUGCAUGAUCUCUAUAUGAUUAUCUAUUAGUAUAUAUGUAAUGUUUGAGACUCAAGGGCGUUGUAAACAUGAUAGCCUAUGGCCACUUUGCUUAGUAUCAAGUUUGUUGAAUAAAAU
Lactuca sativa (garden lettuce) is the source of this 559-nucleotide messenger RNA. Its product is annotated as EG45-like domain containing protein. Gene Ontology annotation, cellular component: cell wall; apoplast. The record is from RefSeq and is a predicted model, not a curated record. NCBI's taxonomy places the organism in Eukaryota, Viridiplantae, Streptophyta, Magnoliopsida, Asterales, Asteraceae. Gene Ontology annotation, biological process: systemic acquired resistance.